GUGUGGACUGUCACAUGCCAUAUCUGGUGUAUGUAAGUAUUUGUAACUUGUAUGUAUUUGUUUUAGUCCUGAGUAUUGGUUUAAGAGUUUUAAAUUGCGCGCCGUUUCUCAACUGUUGAGACCGCGGCAGGGUGUGUGCGCAUGAGCAACAGGUAAGCGGGAGUACAGGCGGACAGGUAAAAAACCUAGCAGCGGGUGUUUGGAACGUAGCCCUGUUCGACGCCCAAACUACAGAUUGGGCUUGAUGGGCCUACACCAUAAUUGAUGAGACCAUGAACACUACCCACCUAUGGUAUGGAGGCCUAGAGCCGAGGGCCGAAUAGCUGUACUGAUUUAUGUACUACGAGAUCCUACUCGUCCUAUGAACUGUAUGCCUAUUGUGAACCUUCCCUGUUUUGGAAGGAUGGACCGACAUAACCUGCGUGGUAUGUCUGAGCGGUGAUACACAUCGGGGCAGAGAUGUGACAUUGUUAUUGAUGACGUCACAGUUGUCGAUAUAUUCAACGUCUUGGGAUAAUCAUUACAGACGUAGAGAUUCUGUUCUACUAUAAUGUUGAUUCCCUGUUGUGGAUGCUGACCAUGUUCAGUACAUGUAUAUUGAGCACUGCAUGUGUGAUUUUGUUCCGCUGUAUAAGACGGCACUGAUUGGAUUCUGAGGGACCAAUGAUGGAGACAUUCAUGUUCAUCUAUUGCUUAGCAACGUAACUGUGUGGACUCGAUGUUCAACUGUGGUGGCCUUUGAGAGACUUGUAGGGAACAGGGUGUCUAUGUUUAUGUAUUUAUGCUUAUGUGUCUAUGUUUAUGUAUUUAUGCUUAUGUGUCUAUGAAUGUAUCAGAGUGUGUUGUAUGUAAGAUUGUGUAAUGAGCGUGUUUAUAAAUAAAUGUUAAUAUACAUGCUUGUACAAAUUGUAAAUAAAUCUUGUAUAUAUUGUAGUCUGUCUUCUCGUGCAAAUAUCAGCAAUCACGCUCAGUUUACGUUACAAAUUUUGGUGGCAGCGGUGGGAUGUGCGAUUGUUGAGAGAGAAAUGUGGUUGCGAGUUGAUAGCUAUGUACAAGAGGGUAUGUUAGAUGUUCCGAGAAAGUGUGAUAUUGCUUUAUGGUAAGUAUUAUACUGGGGGGUCCUGGGGUACAGUAUAGGCAUUAAGUAGCUACUAACAGAUGGAGACCUGUGGCUGUACAUGGAUUCCAGGUAAGUCAAACUUUAUGUACUUUGCUGAUAUAUCAUCUUUCAUUUUUAGAUGUAUUGCAGGAUUUUGUACAUUGUGUUGUUGUUGUUGUGUACCAAUUUGCAGUGUUUUGUAAAUAUUAUUUCAAGCAAAUACUGUGGUGCAGGUUUUGUACUGACUUUUGAGAUUGACAAAAUGACGGCGGUCAAAGUUCUCAUGGAGAUUGGAACUGAGCUUGGGUACAAAGGCACAGAUUUACAGAAGUUUGUCAAAGAUGAGCAGGAUAGAGAGCGAGAUGAGAGACAGAGUGAACGGGAACAGAAGCAGAAGGAAUGGGACGAACAGCAAAAAGUGGAGCAGAUUAAGCUGAGUAUAUUGAAGGAGCAACGUGCUUUGGAGAUGGACAAAGAAGAAAGAGCUGCUAGAGAUCAUGCAAGAAAGAUGGAACUAUUAGAGAAGGAGGAGAGGAAACCACAAAUGGAUCAAGGUAAGUCACCUUCUGUAUCAGCGAGGGGACCGAAACUUCCUGCUUUUGAGGAGGGGAAGGAUAAUAUUGAUUCCUACCUUCAAAGGUUUGAGCGGUAUGCUACAACGCAAGGAUGGAACAAGACCACACAAUGGGCUUCGAACCUUAGUGUUUUGUUGAAGGGAAGAGCUCUGGACGUAUUCUCUAGAUUGCCUGUUGAUCAGAGUCUUGACUAUGAUGUGCUGAAGGGAGCCUUGUUAAAGCGUUUCGAGAUGACCGAGGAUGGCUUUAGGAAAAGAUUCCGAAGUGGGCGACCGGAAACAGGCGAGACCUUUUCGCAGUUCGCGGUACGGCUUGAGAGCGACCUCGUUAGGUGGAUGGAGAUGGCAUCCGUUGAUAAGACGUAUGAUGGCCUGAGAGACCUGAUGGUAAGAGACCAAUUCCUACAGGCGUGUGGGAAUGAGCUGAAACUUUUCCUUAAGGAGAGGAUUCCCAAGAGUAUUGCUGAGAUGUCAACAUUAGCUGACCAAUUCGCUGAGGCUAGAGGGAACGCGUCUAACUUUGUAAGACCAGCCCGGAAGUUUGAUAAGACCUCGUCAAGCAUGAAGACCCAGCAAUCUUCCAAUUCUCAUUCUGAUGCCAAGGAGUCUAAGAAGGGACAGACUGGAGGUAAACAUUGUUUUAUUUGUAAGAAACCAGACCACAUGUCUUACAAUUGUCCGAAGAAGUCAAGUAGUGGUAAAGUUGGAGUUACGACUGGUAGACGUAGCGAGCAUUUUGGAGUAAACAUAUCCUGCUAUGUGAAGAUUCCUAAGUCUGAUGAGAUGCCGGUUGUAGAUGGCCGUGUUGAUGAGUCUCCUGUGUCAGUGUUAAGAGAUACCGGAUGUUCUGGAGUGGUAAUCAAGCGGAGUUUAGUUGGCGAAGAGCAGAUGACUGGUGAGACCCAAACAUGUAAGCUAGCAGAUGGUUCUAAGUUAGAGGUUCCUAUUGCUACUGUUUUUAUCAACACACCGUAUUACGUUGGUUCUGUCGUGGCGUGGUGUAUGGACAAUCCACUGUAUGAUGUAAUUAUUGGAAACAUCGAGGGUGCGAGACAGCCUAGAGAUCCAGAUACUGAUUGGAAGACGGAAGCUGUUGCUGCUGUACAGACAAGGGCUCAACGGCAGAAGGAGAACCGACCCUAUCGCGCAUUGAAUGUACCUACUGCAGACAACUUUGCUACUCCUGAUGAGAUCAAAGCUGAACAGGAAGCUGAUGACAGUCUUGUGAAGCUAUGGCAAUUGGCGAGGAAUGAUGACAAGAAGAUACGAUCAGAUGGCGGUAAGUCUCAUUUCUAUGUCAAGAGGGGUCUAUUAUACAGAGAGUUUCAGAGUCCAUCAUCAGCACAGGGAAGGCUGUUUAAGCAGCUGGUGGUACCGACCAAGUUGAGACCUGCUGUGAUGAAGUUGGCUCACGAUUCUGUGAUGUCUGGCCAUUUAGCGGUGAAACGGACGACCGAGCGGAUAUUAUCAGAGUUCUAUUGGCCUGGGUUGACGUCAGAUGUGACAAGAUUUUGUCGCUCGUGUGAUGUCUGCCAACGGACAUUUCCCAAGGGCAGGGUGACCAAGGUUCCGUUAGGGGUUAUGCCACUCAUUGGAACGCCAUUUCAGCGCGUAGCUAUUGACCUGGUGGGGCCACUCCAACCUGCUACAGACCGUGGGAACCGCUAUAUCUUAACACUAGUGGAUUAUGCCACAAGAUAUCCAGAGGCCAUACCAUUGAAAGGAAUCGAGACGGAGCGUGUCGCCGAGGCACUGGUCGAUAUUUAUAGUCGUGUUGGUGUCCCAAGCGAGGUACUCACAGACCAGGGAGCUCAAUUCACAUCAGAACUCAUGAGGGAGGUAAGCCGUUUACUAUCUAUUCGCCAGUUGACCACAACACCCUAUCAUCCGAUGUGUAAUGGCCUAGUCGAGAGGUUUAAUGGAACUUUUAAACAAAUGCUUCGUCGGAUGUGUGCUGAAAGACCCAGGGAUUGGGAUAAAUAUAUCAACGCACUACUAUUCGCGUAUCGUGAGGUUCCCCAAGAGAGUCUUGGCUUUUCACCAUUUGAGAUGCUGUAUGGUCGUACUGUCAGAGGGCCAAUGAUGAUCUUAAAGGAGCUUUGGACCAAACAAGUUCCGGAUCCUGAGACAAAGACUACCUACCAGUAUGUCAUUGAUCUGAAGGCAAAGCUAGAAGACACCUGUGAGAUGGCCCAGAAGCAACUUCGGACAUCGAAGAUCCGCCAAGCGUCUUACUAUAACCGGAAGGCUAAGGAAAGACAACUGAAUGUUGGCCAGAAGGUUUUGAUUUUGUUGCCAACGAAGAGGAACAAGUUAGAGAUGCAGUGGCGAGGACCAUACCGGAUUACAGAGAAGAUGGGUUCAAUGGAUUAUAAGGUCGACAUUGAUGGAAAGGUGAAAACUGUGCAUGCCAACCUCCUACGGCGAUACGUUGAGAGGGGAGAGAACUCUGCAUGUCAGCAAUCCGGAAUUAUGUCUGUUGUUUGUGUGUCCAUGGUGGAUGAAGAGGAAGAGGAGACGGUUGAUUACGAAGAUGGUCUGUUGGAGGAUAUUACGAUGCCUCAGUUGGGGAGGAAGGAGUCAGCUGAAGAUGUAUUAGUUUCUGAGCUAUUGACCAAACCACAAAGGAAGGAUUUGACAGAACUGAUGGAGGAAUUUGAUGAUGUUCUGACUGAUAUGCCCGGGAAUACAUCGUUAGUUGUACAUGACAUCAAGACGACAACAUCCGAACCAGUUAGAGUCAAGCCUCACAACAUUCCAUUCAACAUGAAGGAAACUAUCAGGGAUGAGGUAGAUAAGAUGUUGAAGAUGGGAGUUAUUCACCCGUCAAAGUCUCCUUAUUCGGCAGGGGUUGUGAUUGUAAGAAAGAAAGAUGGCACGAAUAGGUUUUGCGUCGAUUAUCGUCACCUGAAUCGGAUAACCGUAUUUGACGCCGAACCGAUGCCAGACGCCGAGGAUAUUUUCUCGCGACUUGCGGGUCACCAAUAUUUUUCCCGUCUUGACCUUAGUAAAGGCUACUGGCAAGUUCCUAUGUCAGAGAGUUCCAGACAGAAAACGGCAUUUUCAACACCUGUUGGAUUAUUCGAAUUCUCAGUCAUGCCGUUUGGUCUUGUAAACGCCCCAGCGACUUUCUGUCGAUUGAUGAGGAAACUUCUUCGGGGAAUGACCAACAUAGAGAGUUUUAUAGACGACCUGUUAAUCUACACGAAGACAUGGGAGGAGCACGUUUUAGUACUUGCAGAAUUGUUCAGACGACUGAGAGGGGCUGGAUUGACAGCGAGACCAAGUAAAUGCGCGCUUGGAUAUGGUAGUCUAGAGUGUUUGGGACAUAUUGUUGGACAGCAGGGAUUGCUACCAACCCCGGACAAGGUCAAAGCAAUCAGCGAAGCGGAGAGACCAACGACGAAGAAGCAGGUGCGAUCUUUUCUGGGUCUGGCCGGAUUUUACCGGAAAUUCAUCCCUAAUUUUGCUGUUAUUGCUGUUCCAUUGACUGACCUGACAAGAAAGGGAAUGCCAAACAAGGUGAUAUGGCAGGACACUCAUGAGAGAGCGUUCAACACUCUGAAGAAGCUCCUAUCAUCUAGUCCAAUACUGAAGUUACCUGACUUGGAAGCGGAAUUCACUCUCCAGACCGAUGCAUCAGAUAAGGGAAUAGGCGGUAUUUUACUGCAAAUGGAGGGAGACCAUUUACUUCCGGUGGCUUAUGCUAGCCGAAAACUGAAGUCCAGUGAAUGUGCAUAUUCCGUGAUUGAGAAGGAAUGUUUGGCUGUAGUGUGGUCCAUUCAGAAAUUCCAAAAAUACAUCUAUGGGAAGGAGUUCGUGUUGGAGACAGAUCAUCAACCACUUAUAUAUUUGAACAAGAUGAAGGGUGUGAACGCGAGGUUAAUGAGAUGGGCACUGCAACUACAACCGUACAAAUUCCGAAUACGUGCAAUCAGAGGAUGUGAAAACGUUGGUGCGGAUUUCCUCAGUAGAAUGUGAUGGCUAGGAAACUCUGUCAUGUGACUUUUUGGAGAAUAAAAGAUAAAAGUAGCUCCACAACCUUUAUUCUUCUGGUUGGGGCGUGUUGUCACAUGCCAUAUCUGGUGUAUGUAAGUAUUUGUAACUUGUAUGUAUUUGUUUUAGUCCUGAGUAUUGGUUUAAGAGUUUUAAAUUGCGCGCCGUUUCUCAACUGUUGAGACCGUGGCAGGGUGUGUGCGCAUGAGCAACAGGUAAGCGGGAGUACAGGCGGACAGGUAAAAAACCUAGCAGCGGGUGUUUGGAACGUAGCCCUGUUCGACGCCCAAACUACAGAUUGGGGUAAGUAUUUCCAUCAAAUAUAACCCAAUAUUACCCCAUAACGUUAUCAAUAGGUUGUCUGUUGUUAUAUUUGCCAGUUUGAGUGUGUUUAUAGUGUUUUAUAGUCGCUACAUGUUACCUGUAUUGUUAGGCGUGACCUAGUACUAGUGAGGCACGUGCGGUGUAUUGUGUGUCGUCGGUAAAUGAGCGCGAGUAUCUAGUAUGUUUACAAGUAUGGUUUUGCUUAUAUGUAGUGUGGAAUAUAUAUUGUUUAAAUAGUUUAAUACAUAAAAUAUAACUGUAAAGUAAAUUGUAAUUACUAUAUUGUUGUAGCUUGAUGGACCUACACCAUAAUUGAUGAGACCAUGAACACUACCCACCUAUGGUAUGGAGGCCUAGAGCCGAGGGCCGAAUAGCUGUACUGAUUUAUGUACUACGAGAUCCUACUCGUCCUAUGAACUGUAUGCCUAUUGUGAACCUUCCCUGUUUUGGAAGGAUGGACCGACAUAACCUGCGUGGUAUGUCUGAGCGGUGAUACACAUCGGGGCAGAGAUGUGACAUUGUUAUUGAUGACGUCACAGUUGUCGAUAUAUUCAACGUCUUGGGAUCAUCAUUACAGACGUAGAGAUUCUGUUCUACUAUAACGUUGAUUCCCUGUUGUGGAUGCUGACCAUGUUCAGUACAUGUAUAUUGAGCACUGCAUGUGUGAUUUUGUUCCGCUGUAUAAGACGGCACUGAUUGGAUUCUGAGGGACCAAUGAUGGAGACAUUCAUGUUCAUCUAUUGCUUAGCAACGUAACUGUGUGGACUCGAUGUUCAACUGUGGUGGCCUUUGAGAGACUUGUAGGGAACAGGGUGUCUAUGUUUAUGUAUUUAUGCUUAUGUGUCUAUGUUUAUGUAUUUAUGCUUAUGUGUCUAUGAAUGUAUCAGAGUGUGUUGUAUGUAAGAUUGUGUAAUGAGCGUGUUUAUAAAUAAAUGUUAAUAUACAUGCUUGUACAAAUUGUAAAUAAAUCUUGUAUAUAUUGUA
This is a messenger RNA of Pecten maximus, 6977 nucleotides long. RefSeq lists its product as uncharacterized. Gene Ontology annotation, biological process: DNA integration. NCBI's taxonomy places the organism in Eukaryota, Metazoa, Mollusca, Bivalvia, Pectinida, Pectinidae. The record is from RefSeq and is a predicted model, not a curated record. Gene Ontology annotation, molecular function: nucleic acid binding; zinc ion binding. Bases 1239 to 5654 code for a protein of 1471 amino acids. The transcript is spliced from 2 exons.